GACGCCCUUUUCGCCUAUUUGCCGCCUCUCGGUGUCGGUUGUAUGUCGUUUUCCGGCCGUCUCCGGCCGUAAUGAUUGAUCCCAAACCUGAACACGGGGGCACCGAGAGAGAGCCCCAUGAAAGACGCCGGGGCCGACGUCCGUCUGACUUGCCGUCACUAGGUAUUCCAUACCUUUCAAUGUUGGUGUAUCUGGAGGCGGGCUGUGCGGCUUGCUGCGUAGUGAUAGUCGUGAAUGUGAUCUUGCGCGGUGAGCGCUGUCGGACCCAUUCCAGCUCGUGCUCCACAUCAGUAAUCUGGAGACCCCAAUCAGCCACUGCAUCAGCCAGGAGAGAACGUAUGUCAUCGACAGGGAAGCACCCCUCUCUCUGUCAGCUCGCUGACCUUGAGGCCGUUGCUUUAGCAGGAGGUUUCCCCAUCUCUCCGUCCAUUCGCGUGAGCUCGCCGCCUCCUUCUUGCAGACCGUAGUCCAGAAGGCGUUUCGAUGCACCUCAUUCACCGGGUUGCGCGGCGUCUCCAUUCGGGGAGGAGCAGAGGGAAAAG
This is a messenger RNA of Vitrella brassicaformis, 542 nucleotides long. NCBI's taxonomy places the organism in Eukaryota, Vitrellaceae. The record is from the annotation of a GenBank genome assembly.